This is a messenger RNA of Eucalyptus grandis, 4258 nucleotides long. Its product is annotated as TMV resistance protein N. Lineage: Eukaryota; Viridiplantae; Streptophyta; Magnoliopsida; Myrtales; Myrtaceae. Gene Ontology annotation, molecular function: ADP binding. The record is from RefSeq and is a predicted model, not a curated record. Bases 115 to 2994 code for a protein of 959 amino acids. Gene Ontology annotation, biological process: signal transduction; defense response. The transcript has 5 exons.
ACCCAUUCACUUGGCCAAUUCAUAUUGAAAACCCCAGCUCUGUGCUUAGUUAAAGCCACACAACUAAACUUUUUUUCUUUUGAGAGAGAAAGAUUUGGAAGAAUCCUCCUAGCGAUGGCAAACCUAGAGGCCGGAACAAGCAGUGAUGCUACACGAGCAUUGGGAGGUGAGUACCAGGUGUUCCUGAGUUUCAGAGGACCAGAUACUCGUUAUGGUUUCACCGACUUUCUCUACCACGGCUUGGUAGAUGCCGGCAUCCGUGUAUUUAGGGAUGAAGAUGAACUCCGUGUCGGCGAAGUGAUUGGUGGGAACCUUCUACGUGCUAUCAACAACUCCAUGCUCUACAUACCCAUUUUCUCCCGGACUUAUGCUUCCAGUAAAUGGUGCCUCCGUGAACUCGCAUGCAUAGUAGACAAUGUGCUUAACUCAGAGGGUAAAAAAAGUGUCCUUCCCAUUUUUCUCGACGUGGAACCUGAAGAUGUUAAACUUAAGACUUCAUUAUAUAGUACUGCUUUGCUGGAACACACGAACAAGUUUCCUGAUGAAGUCAAGGACUGGAGGAAGGCCCUUGAAGAAGUAGAUGAAAUAAAGGGUUGGAACGUGAAGAAGGACCAAAGUCAAGCAGCGAUUGUUAAAUUGGUUAUUGAAAAGGUUUUGGAGAAGCUGCAAAUAAAACAAAAAUCAGUGACUGAACAUUUACUUGGACUUGAUGGUCAAGUAAAAGAUUUGACAAAGUUAUUAGAUGUCAACAAUCAUGAUGUGCGACUCAUUGGAAUUUACGGAAUGGGUGGUAUUGGUAAAACAACUAUUGCCAAGGUCAUCUUCAAUCAACUAUCUUCCCAAUUUGGAAAGUGUUGUAGCUUCCUUGAAGAUGUUCGAGAAAUCUCGUCAACUAAGGAGGGCAUAGUCCAGUUGCAGAAUAAAUUACUAAAUGAUGCUGCUGGUUCUUUAUCUGCAAAUGAAGUCAAGGAUAGUGAACAAGGAAUGAAGAGGAUUGGAGAGAUACUCAACACUAAGAAGGUCCUUCUAGUUUUGGAUGAUGUUGAUAAUAAGGAGCACAUUAAGAAACUAACAGGAAAAUUUUCACUACAUUUGGGAUCUAGGCUAAUUAUUACAACGAGAACCACAACUAUUUUGCAAGUUGAGGGAUUCAAAGGCGAAAUUCUACCGUAUGAGAUGUUAAAGAUGGAUUAUGGUGUUGCACUUCAACUUUUUUGUCGCCUUGCCUUUGGUAGAGACCUUCCUUUGGAUGAUUAUUAUGGGCUUUCAAAUGAAAUUGUCUCAAGUAUGGGAGGGCUUCCUUUGGCAAUCGUAGUGAUAGGUUCGUUACUGAAUCGGAAAAACAAAGCAUUUUGGGAAGAGACUUUGGUUAGGUUAAGGAAUAUACCUGAGGAAGAGGUUCUAAAGAAGUUGAGGAUUAGCUAUGAUGGCCUAGACGAAUAUCAAAAACAAAUCUUUCUCGACAUAGCAUGCUUCUUUUUCAAUGAGAAAAAGACUGAUGCAAUUUACAUGUGGGCUAGUUGUCAUUUUUCUCCCGAAAGAGGAAUUGAUGUCCUUACUAGUAGGUGCUUGAUAAAGAUAUUGGCUAAUGAUAAGUUCUGGAUGCACGAUCAGCUAAUAGAUCUAGGAAGGCAAAUUGUCCGUCAAGAAAGUCCUAGUGACCUUGGAAGGCAAAGUAGGUUGUGGAUUGCAAAAGAGGCCCUCGAAAUCAUAAGAGCCGAAGAGAUUAAGGACAAGGUUCAAGCGCUUAGGGUAGAUGGUCCCGAUGGCUCCAUUGAGAUUACAAAUGAAGAGUUUGAAAGGUUGCAAAACCUAAGACUCCUCAAAUUACAUAAUGGAACUUAUACUAGGGACUUUGCAAAGUGUCGUUCAAAGCUGAGAUAUAUUUCUUGGCGGCCUCCUUUUAUAGAUUUUAGGGCAGACAAUAUGCAUUUGGAUGCUCUGGUUGUUUUUAAACUUGGCAAGAAUGUCUUCCCAGAUGAUUCCAAAGCAUGGGACUUGAUCAAGAGGGCACAAAAUUUGAAAGUUCUUUCUCUUACCGAAUGUAAUUACGUAACAACAAUUCCAGACUUCUCUAAAUGCUUGGGUUUGGAAAGGUUGACUCUUGCACGUUGCUACCGGCUAAAGAGAAUUGAAAGUUUCAUUGGAGAUCUACAGUUGUUGAUUCAUUUAGAGAUUAAAUGGUGCGGGCAUCUUAUCAAUUUGCCUGAAGAAGUGGGGGCUCUAGUGAAGCUUAAGCACUUCUCAUUGCAGGGAUGUGCUAAAUUGAGACAACUUCCAAGUUCACUUGGGAAUUUAACCUCAUUGGUAGAGUUAGACUUAUCUCAUACGGGCAUUGUCAAACUUCCAAACUCCAUUGGAGGACUAGUGAAACUUGAGCUUCUUCUUCUAAGUGACAUGCCAAUGAGGAGACUUCCUAGCUCCAUUGGAAAGUUAAAAUCGUUAUGCAUAUUGCGUUUUUCAAGAAUAAUUACUCAUUUUAAGAGUGAUGAUGUCUGGCAGUUACCUAGUGACAUCAGCAUGUUGGAAAAUCUUGAAGAGCUAGAUCUCUCUCAUCGUAAUGAGUUGAAAGGUGAAAUUCCUUAUGGAAUUGGACAACUGUCAUCUUUGAGAAUCCUAAAUUUAGAAUACACCAGAAUUUGCGGAAUUCCAAGGACAAUUAACAAUCUUCAUCACCUUCAAAUGCUAAACUUAUCAAGUUGUCAUGAUAUUUAUAGGUUGCCGGAACUUCCAACAAGUUUGACCUGUCUAUGUCUUGAAUCUAAAUCCUUGCUCUCAGUCCCUAAUUUGUCUAAUCUUACUAAUUUGGUUGAACUACUACUGAGUGAUGGCUCCAACGGUAUAGGGAGAUCAAACCUAAUCACAGGAUACAACUUAAGGCGGAUUGGGAGGUUAUCUAGACUGAAAAAAUUAGAUUUACAACUGCUAAACGUCCUGUACCUCAAGAGUUGGCUUCUCUUUCUCAUCUGGAAGUGCUCAAUUUGUGUUGCCUAGACCUAGAAACCCUGAUGCAGCUUCCGUCCUCUCUAAGGCUCUUAAAUUUACAAAACUUUAGCAUCAAGGGAACGGAGCUACUUUCCUCUUGCUUGAGAUUGAGAAAUUUGUCGACUUUACAAUUCAAGAAUUGUGAAGUGGAAGACAUUCCACUUGAUGGACUUCCCCAACUGAGGAGCUUACACGUUAGCCGUUGUAAACUGUUUCAGAGAUUAUCCAUUCCUUUGGAAUUAACAAAGCUACAGAAUGCUGUGGUGUUAUCUUGUCCAGAGCUAGUUGAGAUACAAGUUGUGGGUCUUUUGAAAUCAUUGAAAUUCUUCUACGUUGAUGAGUGCAAAUCCUUGAGAAGAAUAGGUGGGUUAUCAUACUUGAAGAACUUGGAGCAUUUAAGAAUCGCAAGUUGCCAUGUACUUACUGAUCUAGAGGGCCUAAACAAGCUAGAAUCUUCGAAAUAUUUGGAUGUCACAAAGUGCACAUCAUUGAUAAGGUUGAUUCAUGCUUCUUGCACAAAUAUACCAGAUGAUUGCCUCAUAGAAAUUCGAUGGUGUGGAGACUUCAUCAAUUGCACUUGGACCUACCCACGUGAAAUCUCUUUGAAGCGUUACAGGGAGAAGAUUUUUUUGGAUACAUCAAACAAGAUGGAACAUCCCUUCACAAUCGUGUUCCAACUUUUUCACAAGACCGGUCGUUCAGUUGCUAUGCCAUCUAAUGAAAAGGACAAUGUCACCCCUGAUUCAGUGACAUAUAAAGGACUGAUUACAGACGUGAAAGGUUUCGGCUAUCGUGUGAAGAGAAUGUGGUACAAGAAUCACCGUCAAGAUGACAACUGGCGUGUGGAGAUCAAGAGUGAUGACCAAGUGAAGGAAAUGGUACAAUUAGCAUCUAAAAGAGGAUUCAUUCAAUUGGACGUCACGGUAGGGAUUGGCAAUGAGUGGGUGGAACGGAAUUACAGCCUGAGCAUAAUUGACGAGUUGGAAAGAAUGUGGGCUCACGAGAGUGGGGUUGAGUGGGACGAUUUAGAUCCUGAUGAACUGUUAAGAGAGGCAAGGAGAAUGAGGACUCAAAAGGAUGGGGCUGAGUUGGACGAAGAAGGAACAUUAUCGGUGUUGUGAUCCAGUGCGACAGAAGUGGAUUGUAACUUUGCAGCUAAGUUCGGAGCUAUAGAAAUCGACUGAGAAAUUUAACGAGGAACAAUAAAAGAACACAAGAAAUUUAUGUAAUUAGAUUUGAAUGUUGUAACAUACGGUCAUGGGAGAGUUGGAAA